Molecule: messenger RNA, 3951 nt
Organism: Anguilla rostrata (American eel)
Lineage: Eukaryota; Metazoa; Chordata; Actinopteri; Anguilliformes; Anguillidae
Gene: hunk
Product: hormonally up-regulated Neu-associated kinase
Exons: 9
Coding region: 582-2567 (661 amino acids)
Biological process (GO): intracellular signal transduction; protein phosphorylation
Cellular component (GO): cytoplasm
Molecular function (GO): ATP binding; protein serine/threonine kinase activity
Source: RefSeq, a predicted model, not a curated record
AAGUCCGUAUUCGGAUUGCAGCCUACCGCAGCCGCGCAGUGAGGUGGAGCUUUGCGCUUCAAACUAGAAACCCUUGCUUGCAGUGCCGCCGCGAAACAGUCACUUCUUUCAACUGCGAGUACAGUGCGCGACACCAGCAGUGGUGCGUUAGGAAAAGUGUUCACGUGCGUUUUUCUUUAGGACCUCGCGUUGGUCUGAAGUUUUAUACUACCACUAUAACAUAAGGGAUUCUGUUAAUUAUACUAAAAGGCAGUUUUUAAUUUCCGAUAGAACAACCGUUUUCAACUUUCCGUCUCAGCGACGAAUGGUACAGUUACAUAACACUUUGCCUCGGGAAGUUAUGCGUACAGUUUGAAUUGGAAGCUUGCCAAGAACAGGUGGGCAUAUGUUGCGCUGCUCGUUAAGUAUAUUGACUUAGCCGUUGGGAUUCAUACCGAGAAUACUUUGCUUCAGAUGUCCGUUGCUGACAGAACUGAUUGCAUUUCGGCUCGCGCAGGGCGACCUGCUGGCCAUUGUUUUUCUCAGAUCCACGCACUAUCGCAGAAGUAAACUGUACGGAGUCGUAAGGUACUGUAAUCGGGAUGCCUGCAGCGGACAGAGAGAUGGUCAUUGACGGUACUCGGCUUUUUGGGUUCAAACCGACAGCCUGUGUGGCGGAGAACGUAGCACCGCCGCCCCUGAAUGGCUCCACGUCGGGGGACAAACUUCGCAAUUUUUACCACACCAAGAGGGUUGGGAAUUAUCUGAUUGGAAGGAAGCUUGGAGAGGGCUCCUUCGCCAAAGUUCGCGAGGGUCUGCACGCAAUGACCGGGGAAAAGGUGGCGGUGAAGGUGAUCGACAAGCGGAAGGCCAAGAAGGACUCGUACGUGACGAAGAACCUGCGGCGGGAGGGCCAGAUCCAGCAGAUGAUCCGGCACCCCAACAUCACGCAGCUGCUGGACGUGCUGGAGACGGAGAACAGCUACUACCUGGUGAUGGAGCUGUGCCCCGGGGGCAACCUGAUGAGCCGCAUCUACGAGCGCAAGCGCCUGGAGGAGCGCGAGGCCCAGAAGUACGUCCGCCAGCUGGUCAUGGCCGUGGAGCACCUGCACCGGGCGGGCGUGGUCCACAGAGACCUGAAGAUCGAAAACCUUCUGCUGGACGAAAACGACAACAUCAAGCUGAUAGACUUUGGCCUGAGCAACUGCGCGGGGAUUCUGGGAUACUCGGACCCGUUCAGCACGCAGUGCGGAAGCCCCGCCUACGCGGCGCCCGAGCUCCUGUCCCGGAAGAAGUACGGGCCCAAGGUGGACGUGUGGUCCGUAGGGGUGAACAUGUACGCCAUGCUGACGGGCACUCUUCCCUUCACCGUGGAGCCCUUCAGUCUCCGCGCCCUGCACCAGAAGAUGGUGGACAAGGAGAUGAACCCUCUGCCCUCUCACCUGUCUCCAGAUGCUGUCAAUCUGGUGAAGAAGCUUCUGGAGCCCGACCCCAUCAAGCGGCCCAACAUCCACCAAGUGAUGUCCGACCCCUGGCUGAACCUGGGGAACCCCCAGACGGGAGCGCCCUACCUGAACAGAAUCCACAUAGAGGAGAUAAACCACAUGGUGCUCCUGCACAUGACGGAGAAGAUGAGCUACAAGCACAGCGAGGUCCUGAGCGCCGUGCUGACCAACCGGGCCAGCCACACCCUGGCCGUCUACUUCCUGCUCAACAACAAGAUGAGGCGGCUGUCCAAGGAGUACAGGGAGAAGGAGGAGGUGCUGGAGAAGGAGAAGAAGAACGAGCUGUUCCAAACGCACUGGAGGAAGCCCAUCGAGAAGAUCACCAUCCCCCCGAAACAGACGCCCAUCUACCUGGCCCUCAGCAAGGCCCCAUCCAAGGACAAGAAGCAGAAAAUAGGUCUGCUGCGCUCCCUGGCGGGGGGCAAGGACUCCGGCCUGGGUCCUGGGGGGAGCGUGGCCUCGUCCUCGCUGGAGUACCUGGAGAUCCACCCGCUCUUCACCCGCACGCCGCAGCCAAUCAGACGGCUGGGGACGCAGCCGCCGCCAAUGCCGCCACGCGAGCAGGGCCUCCACGACAUGGACGUGCCCGCCCUGGCUCCGCCCCCAGCGCCCGCCCCCUCGCCCGCUAGCCUGGGCUCCCACUCGUGGGACUCGUUCUGCGGGGAGCCCGUGGAGAAGCCGCCGUCGCCCUGGUACAAGCUGACCAACGGCGCGCUCUCCCCGCCCCGCCACAUCUCCGCCUUCCAGCCCGACAGCUCCUACCUGAAGAAGGCCACCAUCCCCAGCCCGCCCGUGCUCGUCGCCCCCGCCGCCCAGCCCAGGAAGGCCCCCCCCAAAUCCGACUGGACCAGCUCGUCGGACUCCAGCGGCAGCCCCCCCAGCGGCGGCAUGGCGGACCCGGAGAGCCCCCAGCACCGGAGCAGGUUCCCCUCCAUGGGCAUGGGCCAGAUCCUCAAGAAGAAGAUCCCCCAGCUGGGGUUCAAGUCGGGCCCCUCCCUGGAGAUGGACACCCCCGGGGGCCUGCCCCCGUACCACAUGCAGACCCUGCUCUGCGCGUCAGGGGCCCUCAAGACCCUCUGCUGAUGCAUUGUGGGAGAAUCUAGAAAGUAGACUGAAAAGCAGAGUGCCGUGUCCACUCGGACCGGUCGCUCGUCGUCCUCCGAAACUCUCCUCUUUUGAGGCAAGACAGGGUAACGUCCCGUGCCCAUUCUCUCCUUUUCGGUCCCCCUGAUGUGAACCAUCAGAAGAUUUUUAAAAAGACACUAUGGGAGUGACCGCACUUUAGUCUUAGAUGCAUUGUGCGCACGCUGACGCCUGGCACAUUGACAGCGUCGGUCUACACGACUCUUGCUCUCCACGGCUUGUAAUAUGUAUUCAGGGAUACUAGUUUUUACACAAAAUUGUCCUCGUCCCUCUGAAAUAGAUGCUGCAUGCCACCGGUGACCGGGAACGCGGUUAGCGGACUUCCUCCACGUGACAUCACCGACCCCGAAUGCCUGGGCAGUCCUUUCUCGAGGCCCCAUUUCGGGAAGUGUCACGUGUGUUAUUAUCCUCCUCGCGAUAUAGCGGACUACUGUGCUUGUGUGACCGUUUGUGAAUCGUGUCUUCUGUUGUCUCGGUAUGGGUCAGGACCGUCGAACUUUUCUUACUCCUCUUUUUAAGAACGAAAGGUGUCUGAUCUCUGCAGAAAGCAACGAAUGGAUUGUCUUGUUUUUUUUUUGUUUUUUUUUGGAUCUGACUGUUAAAGGAUGGGCUGUUCUGCCUAGCAGAUGUGUCUGCCCACGGUUUAUAGCUUCCAUCACGAACCCUACUGGGAAACUGCUGUGUAUCGAUCGUUAUGUGCACCUGUGUGUAAGCAGUACUUUUCUUCUCUUACCGAAAGACGGAACUGCAAACUACUCGACAAAUGCUGUACGAACAUUUGAAAAGCCUUAACACUAUCUCAUAUGACACAGCCUCUCCAAGGUGAACAAAGUAUUUAAGUAUGACUGUAACUCCGUAAAGCCCUCAAAAUCACCUGAACACAUCCAGCAUAGUAAUAAUAGAAUUCUUUGCAAUAUGUAUUAUGCAAUACUUAAGUUAGAAAUGUCUUCACAUAGAAUAUUGCCAAAAAAAAAUCUGGUUCUGUGAUUUGAAUAUACAUGUUGAUACAGUAGUUAAGUUUUCUUUUCUGAAGGAUGAAUGAAUUUACUGUGAAGGGUCUCAUGGUGAUUUGGGUUUUUGAAAAAUGUUAAUUCCUGCAGUGGUGGUAGUUUUAUGAUAGUAAAAAUGUGUUUUUCCAUCUUUCAGCUGCUUUAUAUCCACAAAGGGUAUUUACGACUGAGAUUGAAUUUCUUUGUCAGACUUUAUAUACCAACCGUGCAUGCAAAGAGGUUAGACUUUAAUAUCAACUAACAGUUGUUAGAUUAAUUGAUUUAACAUUUUCUGUGUAACUUUUGUUCACAUGAGAAAAAUGGGUUUUUUUUUU